GCCUUCACACUUGAAACAACAGAGGAAAGCCCAUUACUUAAAUCCUAAAUCAGAGUGAACUGUGGUUUGUCAGUUUAACAGCGGCUGUAAUUAUAAUGUUGUGUGUUUAAGGAAGCGGAUUAACAUGAUUAGCAUGUCCGUUUAUUGACAGAGAGCUGUCAUGAUCCAGCUGCUAGCGCAGUUAGCCUAGCAUGAGACGGAGGGGCGCUGUACACCUAAAGAUCCACUGGUCUGCAUUACAAACCCUUUCAGGUGCCAUGGUUGUAGGCUAAAUGUGAAGGAGCAUUUGCAGCACAAUGUCUGCCCUGCUGAUUGCCAUCUCCGUAUUUCUCAUCUUGGCAGUUGUAUUCAUUUUGAUCUUUAGAUGGUUUGCUUGCAGUUUGGCUGUCCGUUUUUUCCAUGAUGUCCUGAAUGCAGAGCUCAAGAUCAGAUCUGUGGGUCUUUUCUCAGUGCGAGGAAUCAGUGUUCAGUUUCAGCCUCAACACACUCUGGAAAUUGACAGGAUAUGGAUUUCUUGCAAAAUACUUAACCCGGACUUGCCGAGGUUUUUGGCGUUGUGUGUGGGUGAGGCUCGGGUCCGCUUUGACCUACAGGAGCCAUUUAGGCCCCGGGCUCCUAAAAGCAAUGAGCAGAAUUCCAAAAUACCUCCUCUGAGUCCCUCUACCCUGCACCUCCUCUCUCAGGUAAUCAACCUGACUGUUGUUUUGGAGAAUCCCAGGUUCAGUACAAGUUAA
Sinocyclocheilus grahami is the source of this 734-nucleotide messenger RNA. RefSeq names its product protein KIAA0100-like. The record is from RefSeq and is a predicted model, not a curated record. Bases 297 to 734 code for a protein of 145 amino acids. The transcript has 5 exons. NCBI's taxonomy places the organism in Eukaryota, Metazoa, Chordata, Actinopteri, Cypriniformes, Cyprinidae.